Molecule: messenger RNA, 2318 nt
Organism: Argiope bruennichi
Lineage: Eukaryota; Metazoa; Arthropoda; Arachnida; Araneae; Araneidae
Product: nose resistant to fluoxetine protein 6-like
Exons: 17
Coding region: 35-2203 (722 amino acids)
Molecular function (GO): acyltransferase activity, transferring groups other than amino-acyl groups
Source: RefSeq, a predicted model, not a curated record
GGUGCUUUUAUAGUUACAAACUGAGCUUCACAACAUGGAAAGUGAUGGUGAAAUGGAGAUAGAUAUCUGCUCAAGCACACCUUGGAAUCUUUUCGGAUGGCAAAAAGGGAUGAGCUUUAAGAGGAAUUUUAAUAAUGCCCUUUUCCCAAAUUCCAAUCCAACGGAAGCAGAUAACUUAGACGCUUCUGCAACUCUGACCGCUGACGCCGUUUGUAUAAUAAUAGUGGUUCUUGUCUUUAUUGUUCUUGCUGUGAUGGGAACUUCCAUCACUGCAUAUGAAAUUUUCUGUGAAAAGAGUAGAAAAGCAGAAAGAAGAAGAAAACACGUUAAAGAAAGGAAAGCUAAGAAUGAAGAAGAAAAUGUGACGGUUUCAAAUAAUCUAGAAGAACAACUCAGAAAAGUUGGGUUAAAAGACCUAUUUAACUCUAUGGCGCAUUUUCGUGUUUCGGAGAAGAAAUUUAGCAGAGAUUCCCACAAAGAACAAUUUAAUUGCAUAGACAGAUUACGAUUCUUCGGUAGCAUCUGCCUCAUUUUUGCUCUCACUUGUUUGUUUUAUAUUUUUACAAAAAUUUUUCCAGAAAAUAUGGAGGCUGUAAAAUCCUGGAUCUCAUGGUGGAUAUCCCAGUUUAUGCCCAAUUCAUUUUUCAUAUUGGAUAGAUUUAUUGCGAUGAGAAUAGUGGCUCUCGUAUUUGUUGUCCUUGUUACGGUGAGAAGCUCUAUCAAUGCAUUUGAAUUUUUCUGCGAAAAGAAAAAAAGAGAAGAAAAAAGAAGAAAGUAUGUUAAAGAAAAGGAUGAGAAGGAAGAAGAAAAUAAAAAAAUUUCAAAUGGUUUGGAAAAGCAAACUAGAAAAGCUUGGUUGAAUGACAUAAAAUCUUUUCUCACGUGUUUUUGUGUUGUGGAGAACGGGAAGAAGAUAUUUAACAUGAAUUCUAGCAAAGAACAGUUUGACUGCAUACAUGGAAUACGAUUCUUUAGUUGCAUCUGGAUCAUCUUAGCUCACACUGGCUUAUUUUAUCCUCUUACUAUAAAAAAGGUGGAAACUGUGAAACCUUGGACCUCUCUGUGGAUCACACAGCUUUUUCUCAAUUCUAUUUUUCUUGUGGAUGGAUUUUUUGUAAUUAGUGGUUUUCUGAAUGGAUAUUCGUUUUCUAAAGAUUAUACUAAAAACAAUGGCAAAAUUUCUAUUUCAUAUUUCUACAUUAAAAGAUACAUAAGACUAACACCUGUAUAUAUGAUAGUGUCAGGAAUUUUCACACUUUUUCUAUCCUCUUCAUGUGGAGGUGCUUAUAAUUCCUGCUCUCAAUUACAUUCAGCGUGCAAAGAAUACUGGUGGUGGCACUUGCUUUAUAUAAAUAAUUUUCAAUCAUAUGCGAAACAGUGUAUCAUAUGGGGUUGGAGUCUUGCUCUUGAAAUACAGUUUUACAUUGUUAGUCCUAUAUUUCUGAUUUUAUUACUCAGACGACCAAAUUUAGGGUACAGUUUCACCAGCUUAUGUAUCGUUUUGUCAUGCUUUGCAAGAAUUGCCAUAACGAAGCACUGCAAUUUAGUGGAUGGUAUUACAAGAAUGAGUUCUCAUAUUGAAGAAUUGGGACAUUUCUUUUACAGAGCUUCUAUAUAUUUUGAUAAGUUUUAUCAACUACCUCACACAAGAAUAAAUUCUUAUUUAGUUGGAAUAUUGUUAGGAUAUUAUACAUAUAAAAGAAGAAUGAAUGGAAAGGACAUGAACAUUAGUAAAGUGGCAUUGUAUUCAGGAUGGAUUGGUAGCAUUGUCUUGAUAAUGGUUUCUUUUUUUGUCAUGUACAACAGAAAAGAAGAUGUAAUUGAAAUCGCUAUUUAUAAUGGAGUGAAUAGCUUACUUUAUGCUGCUGGAUUCGCUUGGAUACUUUAUGUUUGUGUGAACGGCCAAGGAGGUCGCCUGAACAGCAUACUUUCCUGCAAGGCUCUAUUCCCAUUUUCCAGAAUCUCUUACUGCUCGUAUCUGAUUCAUCUAAUUCUUGUGCUCAGAUUUUAUCAUGCUUCUCCGGAUGUCGAAGAAUAUUCUGUUUUAUCGGUGAUGUGCCAUUUUCUUUUCGUAUACGUCUGGACAUUAAUAUUUUCCCUGAUUGCAUCGUUGCUUUUUGAAUUGCCCACGGGUAAUCUACUCGACUUUAUCAGAAAGAGAAGCCGCACACAGAAGAAUCAGAAGGGAAUUGAUUGCAAUUAGCAUACAAAGAGAGGAAGAGAGACACAAACAUCUGUCCAAAUACUUGCUCUACUGUAUUUAAUUUUCUCGAUGUAAUUUUGCGAAACAUAAAUCUUAUCGAGAUGCAAAAACUAUG